AUGGUUUUACUCCCCCUGCCAGUUCUUCUCUUCUUGAUUUGGAGGCGAUCUUUCGCGAACAUCCACCCCUCGCGACCCUUACACAAAAUCGAGCGGAAUUCUCCACACCUCGAUGAUUCGGUCUCAAUCCCUUAUGCGGCAGAGGACUCCGACUUGCCCGCCAAGAUUCCUGACACGACUGAGAUAUUAAGCUGUCAGCGAAUUUUAAUAGAACGAACCGGUGUCAAGGUCGUUGCUCUCGGACACCAUUUUGUCGCUAAAUAUGGGCCAGCUGUUAAUCUGGAGGAAGGCCGAACGAUGAUCUUUCUUCGUCGACGCGCUCAAGUCGCCAUCCCCAAAGUCUACGCCCUCUUCCGUGCCUGUGAUCAGAACUUCAUCAUCAUGGAGCGAAUCGAAGGUCAAACGUUACGGGACGUCUGGCCUGCACUGACGGAUGUCGAGAAAACGACUAUCGCUAAUCGAAUCAAGGAAUCUCUCAUCAAAAUACGAUCUCUUCCAGCACCAAAUACAUAUUGCAGCCUCGGAAACAAACCACUACGACAUCCUCUCUUCUGGACACCGGCAGACGACCCAAGAUGCGAUGGGCCUUUCGAGUCAGAAUCGGAAUUAAACGAUGCACUCGUCAGAAAAUUCAGAGCUUCGGAGGCGAUGCAAGGAAAGGCGCCUUUCUACCAAAACAACCUUCCGUAUGUUUUCCAAGGGCAUCCUCCAGUCUUUACACAUGGCGAUCUGCAACUCAAGAAUAUGAUGAUCAGAAAAACCCCAGAAUCACUGGGAGAGGUCGUCCUUCUAGAUUGGGAAGUUGCUGGUUGGUAUCCUAACUACUGGGAAUACGCUCAGGCUAUCAUUGCUUGUGGACUAUUUGAUGAUGACUGGCAUCAAUAUGUUAAUGACAUCCUACCGGCUUUUCGAAGUGAAUACGCCUGGCUACGUAUGAUACGGAGCGAGUUGUGGUGA
Molecule: messenger RNA, 957 nt
Organism: Fonsecaea erecta
Lineage: Eukaryota; Fungi; Ascomycota; Eurotiomycetes; Chaetothyriales; Herpotrichiellaceae
Exons: 1
Coding region: 1-957 (318 amino acids)
Source: RefSeq, a predicted model, not a curated record